CCCAAAGACCCUACAGAGCCAGGAAAAUUAGUUUGUUUUCCUGGAACUAUAGUGGUCCUUUAAGGGUUUCCAGACCCUGUAAAAUUCUUAGAGCCUAACACUGGUCAAGCUGUGACCCAUCACAGUUGAGACAAGCAAGUUGCAAGUCAACGCAAUCAACAACUCAAAAGCGCAUAUAAUUCUGUAUAAUGUCCUUCCACAGACAGCAGCAGGUCAGUGUUAUCUAACUGAUACCUGCAAUAAAGAGACAUUAGGAUAGAAAAUAAGGGACUGUCCCUCCCACAUAGAGACACUUGGCAGGUUUGUAUUCUGGGACAUAUGGCUGUUAUAACCUUCAGAUUUAGCUAUCACGUGGUAAAUGGAGUUUCCAGAAUUAUAGAACACGUUUAGUUCACUCUUUAAAACAUAAUGUAAAAGAAAUGAAUUAAACACCUGAGAAGUUACACGUGGUAAUAAAGCCCCCUCGCUCUAGAGGCGACAACACAAUAACACGCGGUGUCUUUCUCUAGCGCUUAGAACUCUGCGCCUGCCAUUCCUCAAGGCGUCACUUCCGUCGCCGCACUUCCGGUUUGGUCGCAUGUGUCAGGUAAACAUCCGGUCUGUGCUCGCUGUCAGUCUCCCCGGGGCCGAGCCGUGCCGUGCCGUGCCGCAUGGUAGCGCCCAAUGGUCCGGGCGAUGUUCCGGCUGGCCCGGGGUUGCUGCAGGGCGAGGAGGAAGAUGCUGACGAGCCUUUUAUCAUGUCUGUCUCCAUGGUGACGCCGCUGAUGACGUCCAGCUCGGUGGCGGUGGAGCAGAGCGUCCUGCAGACCUUCUUCACCCACCUGGGCAACUUCUCCUCCGACAAGGCCAAGGACAGCGCCGAGAAGGAGAAAGAGGCCAACAAGAAUGCCGGGGCCUCCUGGUCCUCCAUGCUGGCAGCCCUGGCUCAUCUGGCAGCGGCCGAGAAGGCUUAUCACAGCAUGAGCUUCCUGGGGCAGAAACCGGGUAACUUCACCCCCACAUCUUACCGGUCAUAGGCAGGACCCCCCACAUGUCAUAGCCAGGACCCCCCCACAUCUCAUACCGGUCAUAACCAGGACCCCACAUCUCAUACCGGUCAUAGCCAGGACCCCACAUCUCAUACCGGUCAUAGCAAGGACCCCCAACAUCUCAUACCGGUCAUAGCCAGGACCCCCAACAUCUCAUACCGGUCAUAGCCAGGACCCCCCACAUCUUACCACUGACAGGCAGGACCCCCCCCACAUCUCAUACCGGUCAUACCCCAGGACCCCCACAUCCCCACCGUCAUAGCCAGGACCCCCCUCAUGUCCGGACCCCCAUCUCGCCGGUUAUGAAUAGGACCCCCAUCAUACGGUCAUAGGACCCCACAUCUCCCCGUCAUGGGACCCCCCCAUCUCAUACCGGUCAUAGCCAGGACCCCAUCUCCGCCGUCCCCCCCACAUCUCAUACCGGUCAUAGCCAGGACCCCCCCACAUCUCAUACCGGUCAUAGCCAGGACCCCCAUCUCAUACCGGUCAUAGCCAGGACCCCCAACAUCUCAUACCGGUCAUAGCCAGGACCCCCAACAUCUUACCACUGACAGGCAGGACUCCCCACAUCUCAUACCGGUCAUAGGCAGGACUCCCCACUUCAUCCCAGUGCAGAGGGACAUAAGCGCAAGAAUCGGCUAAAUGAAAGUUUUUUUUUUUUUGUUUUUUUUUUUACCAUUUCAUGGGUGGGGAGUUGUGCGCAGUGUUAGAAAUACAUCUUCCGAAAACUAAAGUGUUCCUUUUAAUUCUUACCACUGCUUUUCCUAAUGGUGCCGUGUUAUUUCUCUCCUCCAGGUGGCCAAUCGUUCUUCAGCCGAAAAGAUUCCAUCAGAACCAAUUACACAUCACUGUAUAAUGAACUCAAGAAGGUUGCAACCACUGGUAGAAAUGCCAUUGGUGGCACUGCUCCACAGUUGGAAGAACUGCUCUCCCACAUUUCAGAGCAGCUGUGUUACUUUGUUCAGGCUCGAAUGGAAAUUGCUGACUUUUAUGAGAAAAUGUAUACACUGAGCAAUCAAAAGUUCAUCAAUGCAGAGGAGCUAGUCAAUAUUUUGGAAGUCAUUUUAAAAAAGUACGACUCAAGGUAUGUGCUAUAAUUAGUGUCUAUAGGGGUGCAUUAAAUCGGCAUUAGGGUGUGUAGUUGUUCUUCCCAUGCAGGGCAAAUCAUAUAGGAGUAGGUGGUAGGAGGGAACCAGUGGUGUAACAUACUAGGGAUCACGAUUCCCCCUGGUGUAGGUAAUAUGUAAUUUACUUAAAUAAAAUAAAUAAUAUUAAGCAGUGCUUUGUAACGUUUAUCUUUGAUGCUUGCUGUAUCCUUUGCUUAAGUAUCAGGUGUUAAGCCAAGCAGGACAUUGUUAGGGCUCAUUGACCUCAUUCAUGAAAAUAAUACAAAAGGACAGUGUUACUUAUGUGUUUGACUUUUAAGGAGACAUCACUAAAAUACGUUUAUAUGCAGCUCUGUCAUGGUCAUGUGUUCUUCCUUGACCAAAAACAAUGCUACAGAACCCCAAUUUCAGUACAUCAUAGCCCUUCCUGGUGUAAAAUAGUAUGGAAGAGAAUACGGAGAGACAUUGUGGAUUAGACCAAACAAAACUGAGAUGCAUUUGAAAGGUUAAACCUAAUGUGGCCAUUAUAUGUAACGUAAUCUUUAUCUAGAGAGAGAUGGAUUUAUGUAAAGACUAACCCAUAACUCACUUGGUGUCUGAUCCGCUUGGGUGCUAAAAAACUAAUUCAGAUGAUUUAUGGCUUUGUAACUAAAGCUAUAUAAUUUUUUUUUUUCUGUAAUGAUGCUAGUUAUUGUUUUUAGGUUUUCUGUUACAGUAAACAUCACUCAGAAAAUGAAAAGGUGUUUUAUUAUUCAUUCAAUAUAUACGAUUGUGUUUGUAUGGAGUGAACUUUGAAUAUUCAAUCUAACACUGUGAUUGUGGCAUUUUAAAGGACCGCUAUAAUCUCCCUCUCAAUGAAGUGGUCUGGGUGCAGUUGCCCUGUCAUUUUUCUCCUGCAAGGUAAAACAUUGCUGUUGAGGAUAUAUAUGGCAAUGAUUACAUUGCAGAGUUAAACACUUCCUGACAUCCACUAAAGAACCCACAGUGAUUACCAAGUCUGACUUAAUUCUUAAACACACUCCAGGCACCAUAACAACUUCACCUAAAUUUAGUUGUUAUGGUGCCAGGAUGCCCCAGAGCGCACACUUGCCUUAAGGGGUUAAACUGUUCAGAUGAUAUUCUUAGCCAAACAGGGACUCCCCAUUAACAAAACUGGCUUGAAAAAGAUACCUUUCUUUUCAAGCCAGUUUUAUGAAUGGGGAGCCACUAAUUGGCUGAAAGCAUCACCUGUCCUUUUUAAAAUGGUUUAACCCCUUAUGGUAAGAGUGUGGUCCGGGGACUCCUGGCACCAUAACACUUGUUUAGAUAAACUUGUUAUGAUGCCUAAAGGUACCUAAACUAUCCCUUUAAAUGAUAGAAGCAUUUGAUUGGUGCAUUGCGGUGAUUGUCACGCAUGCACAUUAAUUUGACAGUACUUCUCAAUGAGAAGCAUUGGAUUUGACAAAAUGAUCAUCAAGCCUGAUGAUCUCAGCAGAGGUAGAGACGAGGCAGCCUCAGACCUAGAUUUCAGUUAAGUAAAGAGUUAAUUUAAUGAUUUAUUUACUUUAUUUUUACGUAAAAAAAGUUCUGAAAUCUAAACAGCCUGAUUUACUGUUAAAAAAAAAAAAAAAAAAAAAAAAUAUGCAUCCCCCUCUAUUGUUCUUUUAAACUCAGUCUAUGCUACUCUCUCUGUUUUGUAGGUUUCACCAUCCAAUACUGUCCCCACUAGAAAGUGGCUUUCAGCUAGAAGUCGACGUUCUCUCACAUCUACUGAAAGCACAGAGUCUGAUAUUUGAAUGGAAAUUUCUCUUAUCACUGGUAAAUUUGCACAAUGCACACACAAAGCUACAGACCUGGGUUCAAAUAUUUGAGAAGCAAAAGGAAACCAAGAAACAUCUAUUUGGAGGACAAUCCCAAAAAGCUGUACAGCCUCCACAUCUCUUCCUCUGGUUAAUGAAGUUUAAAAAUCACCUUGUAGCAAAGUUUAGCUUCUACUUUCAUGAAGCUCUUAGUAGGCAGACAUCUGAAAUGAAGACUCUAACAGCUAAAACUAACCCAGACUACUUUGGAAAAAUCUGUAGCUUUAUUAGAAGAUAUGACGCUGUUAAUGUAUCCUUAAUUUUUGACAACAGGGGUUCAGAUAGCUUUCAAGGUCACGGUUAUCACCAUCCAGACUCAUACAGAGAAGCUCCCAAAGGGGUAGACCAGUACCCAGCAAUAGUAUCAUUACCCAAUGACAGACCCAUAAUGCACUGGCCGAAUGUCAUCAUGAUAAUGGCAGACAAGAGUCCUGACCUCAACACCUUGGAAAAAGUGGUCUACUUUUAUGAUGACAAAGUUCAAAGCACAUACUUCUUGACACGUCCUGAGCCUAAUUUUACGAUCGUGGUUAUUUUUGAAUCCAAGAAGUCCGAAAGGGAUUCUCACUUCAUUUCUUUUCUCAAUGAAAUCUCACAUUCCCUGAAAAGCUCAAGGGUAUUUGCAAGCUUGAAGCCAGGGUCCAAGGGUUAAAUUAAAUCCUAGUUAUAGAUAGAAGAAAAGUAUAGAAUUGUCACCAUAAAGGGAUGUUAUGUUAUAGAUUAAACACCUGCUAAUUACAUGAAUAUAACACGGAGAGUGAUCUCAGGGGCUGUGCUAGUUCUCAUUUUACUUAUUUUAUUGUAGUUUUUUUCUACUUUUCCCCCACCAGCAGAAUAUCAGGGCUCUCUAUAUUUCUAAUUUCUCAGUAUUAGGCCACACUCUCGCUGUUCUAGCUGGGGAUAAUAUAUAAAACUUCUGCAAAUCAACCUUUUCACAUUUGUCCAUACGAUUUUACAGACUUUUCACUGUCAAAAAUAUUAUUGCUGCAUUUCUGUUGUCAAAUAAAGUGUUAAAUAGCUGCAAAGAUACUGACAUACAAAGUGUCAGCAGAUACUUGUAGCAAAUCCAGAUGCUCUCAGCCAAAUGAUUUAGAAUGGUUCUGAGAAUUGUAGUCAUGGUACUAAGUUAGUGUUGAGUAGUGAUUUGAUUUUUGUUGAUACAUAUUGAAAAGUUUUGUACCAGCAUCUAUUAAACAAUAAAAAAAAAACCUCUUUAAUAGAAAAAAAAAAACGGACCCUUAAACCAAAAGCUUCUGUUCAGAGGGACAAUACCUGAGGUUUAAGAGAUUUAUGCAACUCUAUUGAAUAUUUAUACCCAUGAACAAUAUCAAAGGUGACCUAAAAGAGGUGAAAUAGGGAUGUGGUUGUAGUUUUUUCUCUUUGAUCUCCUUUUUUACCCCCCUUUAGAUCUUAUUUGUGUAUCCACCAUUAUUAUAUUCCUGCAGAGUUCAGAGUGUUUUAAUUUGUCACUUUAAAAGGAGUUCGUUUUCAAACAUGUUGGAAAAUUAUAGCGUUACUGACUACCAUACAUUGUGGAGAAAUUUCAAUUCCUUUGUUAGUACUUUACAAGUCCCAGUUUAGUGGCUAAUAAAUGAUGCUUAGAUAUCGAAUUGUUGGUGUGGGGAUCUAGUAAACGUGUAUUUAUUUUUUUUAGACUCUCACAUACACCUGCUACACUUACUUCUGACACAGUAAUCACCAAAUUCAGUGCAGUAACGUUUUUUAUUUUUCGUGGAACUCAUCCUCUUGUUAAGAGUUUGAUUUGUAGACCCGCUGCUAUAUCUGAGACUUUUUACCAGUUAAUUUUAUUUGUUGUAUUUCUUAAACCAUCUGUCUCUAUGGAUGUUGAUGUCCCACCUAAGUUCUAUUUAUAAUCCAUAUUUGAGAGUUUAAAAUUGCCAAGUAUAUUUUUUACACGUUGACCUUCACAAGGUUUCUCUUCUUUUUUUUUAAUCAGAAUACUGAACUUUAAAAUGUGUUUCUUAAGAUGAAUAUUAUCAAGUGGUUAAGAAUAUAUGACUGCAAUACCUUUAGAAUAAAAAUGUUUUUAUUUUGUUUUGGUUUAACACGGGUAUAAAUGUGGACUGCACUAAUGGGUGGGUGCUUAAGUCACUACAUAAGCUGCUAAAAUUAAAUUCAUAUUGCAAUUAUUUUGCGUUUGCUUUAUUUCAAG
Messenger RNA from Pelobates cultripes (western spadefoot toad), 6145 nucleotides. The record is from the annotation of a GenBank genome assembly. NCBI's taxonomy places the organism in Eukaryota, Metazoa, Chordata, Amphibia, Anura, Pelobatidae.